Molecule: messenger RNA, 5762 nt
Organism: Lepisosteus oculatus (spotted gar)
Lineage: Eukaryota; Metazoa; Chordata; Actinopteri; Semionotiformes; Lepisosteidae
Gene: cdh26.1
Product: cadherin 26, tandem duplicate 1
Biological process (GO): homophilic cell-cell adhesion; cell-cell junction assembly; calcium-dependent cell-cell adhesion
Cellular component (GO): catenin complex; plasma membrane; adherens junction
Molecular function (GO): cadherin binding; calcium ion binding
Source: RefSeq, a predicted model, not a curated record
ACAGACAUUAAAGCUACGGAAGGCGUGGAAAAGUGACUCUUGACUUUGAUAGGCUGCUUCCAGUUGGGGGCUACAGUAAUUCACACACACACACACCGGUUAAGUGGAGCACAAACUUACAGUCUUGGUUUUCUGUUUCGUCGUCCACGUAUUAGUACAAGUUACCACUGAGAGAAUAUGCGUGGAUCUAUUGUCUUUUGGAUGGCAAAAUGCACGACUCUUCUCCUUUUAACUAUGGCUGUUCUGAGUUGUGCUGGACAAGAGCAAAAUGCCGAAGAUGUCCAGGACGUGGGUCAGACCUCUCUUUUGAAGAGAGAAAAAAGGGAGCUGUUGAGACGUUCUAAAAGAAGGUGGGUCCUUACGACUAUAGAAGUAACAGAACAAGAUGAAGGUCCUUUUCCUAAGCAUGCUGCAACACUAUUUAAUGACCAGGUAGUAAACUACCAACUGAAAUAUGUGAUCAGUGGACGUGGGGUGACUGAGCAUCCAAUAGGAAUAUUUUCUGUUAAUGAAACUGAUGGCAGAGUAUUUGUGCAUAAACCCAUUGAUCGAGAGAUAUAUCCUGAAUUUCACGUAAAGUUUGAUGUUCUUGACAGGGCGACCAAUAGGGUUGUGGAUAGAACGCUAGCAUUUGAUGUUGAGGUCAAAGAUGUGAAUGACAAUGCGCCAGAAUUCACAAUCCCUGUGCAGAAUAUCACUGUUAAGGAGACCACAAAUGAAGGUGACCUACAACUCAAUAUAGAAGCAAAUGAUAUUGACCUUCAUGGGAGUCCCAAUUCAGAAUUUAAUUUUAAGAUGAUUUCACAAACUCCUUCUUAUCCAGCAUUUAGUAUUAGAAGGAUCACAGGUACAAACAAAGCAAUUAUAUCUUUCAAAGGGUGCUUUGAUUAUGAGAAAGAAAAACAAUAUAGGAUCCUUGUGGAGGCAAAAGAUAAGGGAGAACCAACUCUUUCCUCUACAGCAACAAUCAAUAUCAACAUUGAGGAUGGAAAUAAUCACCCCCCUGUAUUUACUAAACAGAAAUAUGAGGCCGAAGUGCACGAGGGGGAUGUGAAUGUGGUUAUCCUGAGGAUGGCUGUGAAAGAUGAAGACAACCCAAACACACCUGCAUCAAAUGCCGUGUUCAAAAUUUUGUCAGGCAAUGACAAUGGCAAUUUCCAAAUAGAGACCAACAAAACCACCAAUGAAGGAAUCCUGUCAGUUAUCAAGGCUAAAGAUUAUGAGGAAGCCUCUUUGAAGAAUUUAGUGAUUGCAGUUGAGAAUGAAGAGCCACUAUUCACUUGCCCUGGCACAGCUUCCCAUCGGAAUCUAUAUGGGCCACAGACUGUUAACGUGUCUGUAGCUGUGAAAAAUAUUAAUGACGCCCCUGUGUUUCAAGGUCUUAAACCUGUGUAUGUCUCUGAGGCGGCGAAGCCAGGCACAGUUCUGACGACACUUGUCGCCAAGGAUGACGAAACACAUCUGAGUAAAAUGAGGUAUGAAUUGGUAUCAGAUCCUGCUAACUGGGUUGCUGUUAAUGAACAGACAGGCCAGAUUACAAAUAUCAAGGAGAUGGACAGAGAAUCACCCUUUGUUAAUAACAGCAUAUAUGCAAUUGUUGUACAUGCUAUUGAUGAUGGUGAUCCACCAGCAACCACCACAGCCACUGUUUUAAUUCACCUGAGCGACGUCAAUGACAACAAGCCCUACCUCAUCACAAAAAACGUGCACAUAUGUGGAGACUUGGAUCAAAACUCAGUGACAGUCACGGCUGGGGACAAAGACAUUGAGCCCUAUUCAGGGCCUUUCGCUUAUGAGCUGCUGGACAAAGGCCAGGAUGUGAAAACAAAAUGGAAACUGGAUCAAACAAGUGGAGAUUCAGUUGAUCUCAGGAGUCUACAGCGUCUUCCGAAUGGAAAUUACAGUGUGCCUUUAAAAAUCGAGGAUAAGCAGGGUCAGUCUGCAGAGGAGAAUCUGUAUGUACAGGUCUGCGAUUGUGAAGGAAUGAACCAUUGUAGACCCUUGAAAGCUAAGUCCUCAGCUCUAGGUGGUGCUGCCAUUGGAAUUCUGUUAAGCUCUCUGCUCCUUCUUCUGCUUCUUCUGUGCCUAUGUCUGCUAUGCAGCAGUGGAAGGGAGACUUUAAAAAAAAUCCCCAUCUAUGGCCAGGAUGAAGGAAACCAAACUCUCAUUAAAUACAAUGAAGAGGGUGGGGGGUCCAUGAGUCAGACCGGGCAGACAAUCAUUAUGAAUGUCAUGGGCAGUAAUGGAGCUACGGAUGGAGUGAAGCAGGCAACACUGCCGCUGCACGCUCAGAUUCGUCCCUGGUCAGGGAUGAGGUCUGAUGAGACUGAUGGCACGAUGUAUAGGAACGGCAUAAAUUCGGGAACACUACUACAUGAGAUUCCCACUCGUUCACAAUCUCGUCAAAGCCUGUGGAAUAGCAGAAUGAAUAUCAAUGAAGAUGGAACUUUAAAAUACUCCAGAUCUAACAGCAUGAGACUGCAUGGUUUUGACGCCGCACAGAAUGAACUACAAGAACACAUAACAAGGCGGCUGUACCAGUUGAGAGAUAUCGAGGAUGAUGUCACACAAAAUCUUCCACACAUCUACGCCUACGAGGGUCAGGACAGCCGGCACCAGUCUCUGGAUCGGCUCUCCAUUGCCAACAGCUCCAAUAGCUUGAAUUUCCUUCACAACCUAGGGCCAAGGUUCAAUACGCUGGACAGGAUAUGCCACCAGACUAUGCAGGAGAAAGGCAUGAAAUUAUGAACAUUUUUUGAACAAAGGUCUUGUGCAACUGUUGUGCAAAAACUAAGCAACAUGCAGUGCAAUGAAAUAUGAGUAAUGAUACGAGCUGCCACACUUGGAAUUUUAAAGUAAAACCCUUGCAAUAGGGGUCAAGUUGAAAAAAGUCAUGGAAAUUAAACUUUGCUUCAGAACACUUAAUGCCAUUCCAGCAGUUUGAAAAAAACUACUUAUCCUUUUGUGGUAUAAAGAGCUGUAGAAAGACAUGUUACAUGGCAAAAGCACAGUAUAUUUUGUCUUCAGAGCUGUGUUUUUCAUAUUUAACAGUUUCAAUUGUCACUGAAAAUGGGAAUUGUACCCACAGAUUGUACCCACAGAUGAUAGAACUGAAAAUUAAACACCACUUCUUUUAUAGGGACAAAAUCUGAACCUGUCUGAUGUCUUUUCCUGGUAAUUAAUGGAAAUGACAGAAAAAACAUAUGAUAAUGUGUACAAAAUAAUGGUUAGAGAUAGCUAAGAAGGGUUUAGAAGAGAAAGGUCUUAACUGACUUACUAUUUACUGUAUGUGACCCACAGUGUGACAAACAAUAUUAUUUAAGGAUGUAACAUGCUAACUUUAGAUUUCAGAAAGGUUUUGAUAAAACCCUUUAAGUUUCAGUACGUUUCUGAUCUAUACCAGAGACAGAAAUAGGAAUAUACACUGUACAUGUCGCCAUAUCAUACAUAUCGGAUGAGUCUGACAAAAAGAAAUGUAUUUCCUUUAGAUACCUGUAGAUGUCCUCAUUAAACAAUGAGAGAUAGCAAAAAACUCAAAAUGCUUGUAAUGCUUGAGUUUAUUGGAUAGGACAAAAUCUGUAGAAUUUCAAUCAAAAGAAGUUAUGCCCAGGCUUUCCAUAAUAAUUAUAAUGACAUUUAUAAUGAUACCCAGUUUUGGUCAUCAUAACUAAAAGGUUAUAGCUUUAGAAAGAGUUCAAAAGCAGUAAAAAAAUGAGUACAAUAGUUACUAGGGAUUGUCACAUGCAAACACCUUAAAGAACGUAGAACAAACUAUUUUUAGAACAAAGGAGUUUGAGAGAUUCUUUUCAAGUGUAUAAAUCAUAAGGGCUAGAGAUAGGAACAACCCAGUGGAGUCCUUCAGACUUGGAGGUGAAAAAUGCAACAUUGUUUUGUAAAUUAAGAAUAAAGCCCUUAGGAAACAUUUAGAUGGAGAAUCGAGACAUUUCUUUACUUAAGGUUUUGAGUUUCUAGAAUAGGCUUCCCAACCAGGUGAAUCAGACUUUUAGACUCACUGAGGAACUGACCAAUCAAACAAGCAAGAUGGGACUUUUCAUUUGUUCUUAACUAAUGGAGAUGGUAGCAAAUAUUAAUGAAAGCUUAGAGAAAGCAACAGAAAGAAAAGCAGGUGAUUUUCUUUUGUUUGAUUUCAUUCUACAUGUAAAUGUAAUCAUGAAGCAUAAUACUGCCUAAACAUCCCUCAAAAACAGAAUCAAGGACAGUAAUUAUUUAAGGAAGAGGCAAUCUCAUGAUUCAUAUCAUGGGUGAAUAACUUGCUAAGGUGAUGGAAUGGGUAAACUGGAAGAAAGCACAUUUGAGGGGCGGAAUCAGGUCCAUAAAGCAGAACCUCAAAUCAGACAAGAUAGGUGGCGUUCUGUAUUAGUCAAUUUAAAGAUUUUGUCUUGCAGACAUUGUAUGCCCAUAGAAAAAGAAUUGGAAACUUCAAAAGAAAGAAUUAUAUGAUAUUGCAUUAUAGGUAAGCAAUUAUAUUACUGUACAAGGAAAUAUGAGGUGAUCAAAUUGACAGUAAAAAAGACAGUAAAGGAAAAAGUAGAGGUUAAAUCCACAGUGAAAGGUAAACAACACUGAUGUUGAUCUAAUUUAGUUAGAAGACCAUAGCAAACUGUAUGCAAAUAAUAUAGAAUUAAGAAGCCAAAUACAUGCUAAAUAUGCACUAUUUUAAAUAGCAAUAAUCUUUUGCUUUUUCAGACUCUUAACUAUACUGUACACUAUGCAUUGAAAUAUUAAAAACAUCAUAUUUCAUCAAACAGAUUACAUUUAUAAAUGAGUGCAUGAGGUUACCAUGAUAGUCUUUUCCCAGUUGUGCCUAAGUUACAUUUUCUUGCUGAAACUCUUUCAGAUAUACUUUAAAAUACAGCCAUCCCUUUUUUUUACUGAAACACUGCAUGACCUUAGAAAUUACAUAACAUAAAGCUGAAGUACAAUACCAGCUUUCUUGUCACAAUGAUCUGUUUCUUUAGAGAAGGUGAUGGUAAUUUCUCAAUUUUCUGUUAAAAAAUAGAUGUGAACAGCAAAGCAUCUGUAAAAAAACUUUUCUGUUUUUCAUUAUGUUUGUUGUUGGGUAGUAGAGUUAUAAAUAGUGGUAUACAAUACAUUGUUAAAAUGCAACAGUAUUUGGGGUUAUUUUUUGUAAAAGCAAAUGUUGACUGGUAUGUAAAUACUGCAGUAUUCUGGUACAGUUUUAUGGAAUGUUAUUUUUUAACUUAAGACAAUAUAGGUAUUUUGAUUUUAGAUGUGUAAAACAUUAAACCUGGGCUUUUAGACCUUUAUAUUAUAUUUUUUAAAUAUAGUAUUCUUGUAAAUACAUUUAACACUGCAUUACAGACAUCAUUGUAAGGAAAUAGAAAGAAUUGUAUGGUUGCGUCCUUAAAAAUGUCUAUAUUGGAAUUUGUAUCAAAAGUUCCAUGUUUCCUAAAUUUUUUCUACCUAAGCAAGCCUUAAUAAAAGUUAUGGACUUAAAGGGUUGUGUGUUAAACUUUAAGUUUUUACAUUCUGUUGCAGAAUUUGAAGACGCAAUUUACAUUUGUAUGACUUCAAAAUACAACUUGUUAAUUGAGUAUGGUACGAAUUAUAAGCAAAUAUUGUAGCAAAUAUUGCUUUGUAGUAUCCAGUUAUUGCAAAUACAUACAAUUCCCAAUCAAUGCUACUAUGUCUAACUACUUGGAACUGCAACUCUUUUAGUUUAAUUUAGCUUGUGUGGUAUAUAAUAGCCAAUCUGUAAAAUCCAUAAAUGGGCAUUUAAA